AUGAGCAUUCCUGGUGAGGUCGUGGAGCGUGUGAUGCAAUACCUGGCUAGCGCCGACGAGAUCCUCAUGGCCGCCGAGCUGGGCGAAGCAAGCGAGUAUACGCAGGGACUUCGGAACCUGCGUUCCGCCGCUCCACGCAGCAGCUUGGCGCUGCCCGUUUUGAAGGCCAACCACCCACUCUUUUGUGAGCGCGACGUCGCUGCGGUUGUCGGCUACCCGACGGCCAUCGCCGUCACCAGCCCCGGCGGCUUGCGCUCGGCUUGUCUUGGUCUUGGUCCGAUCUCGGCGGACCCCGGCAUGUACCCGUGUGUGCUGACGGCACCACUCUCCGUCUACCGUCAGGCGUACGGUGGGCAGGCGAAGCGUGCAAUCCAAUGGACGCUCGACUCGUCGCUGCAACAAGUGCCGGUGCACUCGCUGACGUUAUCGGGCGGCACAGCACUGCCUCUGCAAACGUGCAGUGACGAACGGAUGGCGUCGCGCAUCCGCUUGAUCGUCACGCAUGGAAGACGCGUCGUUGCGUUGAGCAACGCGCUACAAGAGUGCCCAACGCUGACCACGAUUUACAUCCCAUCCUCGGUGACGUUUGAUCCCGCCGUCUUUUCGCCCGACGUCGGCGCUCAGCUGGGCGACGCUUCGAUCGCAUCGAGACUCGAAUGCUUGUCGCUCGCGCGUAUCGCCAUGGAUCUGGACACAUGGAGCCAUGUGUGCCAGGGCAUCCCGAGCACGGUGCGCACCUUGACCAUUGACGACACGCUCUUCGACACGGUCCACUGGCUCGUCCCGCUGCUGGACACCGUUCCGCGACUGCUGGAUCUCAACCACCUGACGCUUCCGAAACACCUCGUCGAGUGCGUGACGCGCCUGCCGCUUCUGGAAGAAGUCGUAAUUUCGAUGUUCCGGUCAACGAACGCGCUCGACUUGCUCCCGCUUUCGCGCAAGCUCCCGGUGCUGAAGAAGAUCUCCAUCGCCCACCCGGACUUCUCGUACAGCUCGCUCCAGUGUCUCGUCGUGGAGCUCGCGCGCACGGCCGCGCGCCGCGUGGAGCUCGACAUUUUUGGCGGCGGCGUCGAUCCAUGCAAGAGUUUCGAGGGUUUUGCUCGACGACCUCUCGAACCCGCCCGUUCCCCGUGGCAUGGAAUCGGAACUCGAAUGUACAAGUUGUCAAUCGAUGCGGACCUCUGA
Saprolegnia parasitica CBS 223.65 is the source of this 1185-nucleotide messenger RNA. RefSeq lists its product as hypothetical. The transcript has 5 exons. The record is from RefSeq and is a predicted model, not a curated record. Lineage: Eukaryota; Oomycota; Saprolegniomycetes; Saprolegniales; Saprolegniaceae. The coding region runs from base 1 to 1185 and encodes 394 amino acids.